AGAGAGGUGAUGUGAGGCAGAUAGUGGCUGAUUUCAAUUUCAAGAUAUCAGCAUGGCAACUGCAUUUACUGUUAUCAUUUUACGAUUAUUAUUUGUAACGAAAUUGAUUAUGUGAACCAAUUCGUAAAAGUUAACGAGUUAUAUCUCAUGAAAAGUAUAAAACUAGGGCUCACUGUGCAAAUAUCAAUAUAAUCGUGCUGGCCCAAGUUGGUUAAGGUUCGUUCAUGUAUAAAUUGUGUUGUUACGGUGCCAAGAAUAUUUAAACAUGGAAGUUUCCAUUAGGUUAUCAACUGAAUAAGUAUAACUAUUAAUGUAUUAUUUUCAAGGUGUUCUUGGAACUUGCUUAGGAAAUUGUAUUGUAAAUGAAACUUGUGCGUGGAAUAAAAUAAAAAGAUCGCUAUAAGUUAUUAAUUGAUCCUCCGCUUGAACACAGAAGAUCUAAAGCAGAAUGAAUCACUCUUUAAUAAACAACUUUUUGCGUUGUCUCCCGGAAAUCGACGACUUCAAUUAUUUAGCAUUACAUGCACUUGCAGCUGAUACAAAUGGUAGAAAUUUCACCUCCGCGCAUAACGAACUUGCCUUCUACAGAGAUUCAAGUGAUUACAAUCACGACUACUAUAAUGGUCAGGAGCGUGACGACAAUAACUCAAGUAAUGGUGAUCUCAUAAUUGCCAAAGCUACAGCAAUAGUUGUACUCUUCUGUGCUAGUACAUUUUGCGGCAGCGUUCCGUUCGUUUUAAACCGUUUUUUUAGAUGGACGGAGGGCCAUGCAAAUGAACGUUCAGCUACGGUCGUUAAAUGUUUAUUAUAUUUCGGUGGAGGUGUGCUUCUGUCUACUACAUUCCUACAUUUGUUACCCGAGGUACAAGACGUAGUCGUUCAGUUGCAGAACUGCAGCGUAAUACCAAAGCUUAGCUUUAAUUUGCCAGAAUUGCUCAUGUGCACCGGCUUCUUUCUCAUGUAUUUUAUUGAAGAGGCUCUACAUACAUAUAUACAUCGACAUAUGCGCUUAAUGAAUUGUGACGCUAGCGCAGCCUUUAAAAGAGGUCGUAGCAUACGAAAUAGCUAUUUAGUGAAGGGUAACAAAAAGACAGACGAAAAAAAUAUUUAUAAAGAUGCUGACAAUGACGCUCCCGAAUUGAAGAAUAACAAUUCCACAGUGAUAGAUGACUGCAAUGCACCGAGUGUCUCAGGGAAAGGUGUAAAUAUGUCAGGCCGGCCAGCUUCACUAUCAAUCCAAAAUUUAAUUGUAAAUGAUUUAGAGAACCAACAGGUUCAACAUGAGGAGCUACGGAGUUAUGAAACCGUACAGAAACAACAGAACCACUAUAAACAUCAUGGUCAUCAGCAUCAACAUGGCCACAGCCAUUCACAUUUUACACUUUAUCCCGGAGGAAGUAAUGAGGACGCCCUUGCAUCGUCUUUGCGUGGAUUGUUUAUAGUUUUGGCGCUUUCGUUGCAUGAAUUAUUCGAAGGCAUAGCUAUUGGCCUAGAGAGUAGUGGAACAGAUGUUUGGUUUAUGUUUGGUGCUGUGUCCGCGCACAAACUCGUAUUGGCAUUUUGCGUCGGCGUUGAGCUAAUUGUUGCUCGUACACGCUUCGUUCUCUGCAUAGUCUACAUUCUAACAUUUGCAGUGGUCAGCCCGCUUGGCAUAGGUAUUGGCAUACUUAUUAGCCAUAGCGAAGACAUAACAUCACCCACCAUUGCCUCGGCCAUACUGCAGGGAUUGGCAUGUGGAACACUAUUAUACGUAGUAUUCUUUGAAAUUUUGUCAAAAAAUCACGCUGGACUUUUUGCCUUCCUAACUUUGCUGGUCGGCUUUCUAGUCAUGUUUGGCAUACAACAAGUAGGCUCAGAAGGGCAUGGACACAGCCACGACAGUUGCGGAGAUUAUGGCCAUGAUCACGAUCAUAACGAUAAAAAACUACUGUUUAAAGGGAUACAGAAUGUUUACACAACCCAUGCGUCUAUAAAAGCUGUAUUUCAAAGCAACCUGAGCACGGAGCAGCACCAGCAUGAAAACCAAAGUUUCGAACGUGAUUUGCGAAUCUUACGGCAAGCAUCUGAGAAACUGUUACAAAAUACUACCAUAAUUAAAUAAUUAAUAUUCUCCUUAUAAUAUUUGCUUUCGAUCUGUUUUAUACAUUUUAAUGGAAAGUUUUAUAUAAUAAAUAUAUUUUGAUUCAUCUCAUCUAGAUGGGUUGCACAAAGCUUUAGCUAA
Messenger RNA from Ceratitis capitata (Mediterranean fruit fly), 2221 nucleotides. It is a transcript of the gene Zip89B, whose product is annotated as zinc transporter ZIP1. Gene Ontology annotation, biological process: zinc ion transmembrane transport. Bases 449 to 2101 code for a protein of 550 amino acids. The record is from RefSeq and is a predicted model, not a curated record. Gene Ontology annotation, molecular function: zinc ion transmembrane transporter activity. The transcript has 3 exons. Gene Ontology annotation, cellular component: plasma membrane. NCBI's taxonomy places the organism in Eukaryota, Metazoa, Arthropoda, Insecta, Diptera, Tephritidae.